Mytilinidion resinicola is the source of this 519-nucleotide messenger RNA. RefSeq lists its product as uncharacterized. The coding region runs from base 1 to 519 and encodes 172 amino acids. The transcript has a single exon. The record is from RefSeq and is a predicted model, not a curated record. Lineage: Eukaryota; Fungi; Ascomycota; Dothideomycetes; Mytilinidiales; Mytilinidiaceae.
AUGAGCUCAAGGUCACGUGUUUGGACCAGGCCCACAUCUGUAGCUUACCCUUGCUGCUCCAGAGAAUCUCCAGGCGACGCGCCGUCCCUUCCCGGGUUUCGCGCUGUGACUGCUGGCAUCGAAGCUUCCGCCUCAGCUACCGCGCUAUCUCCUCGUCGCAGGCCCGCCGAGGGGUACUCCUGUGUUCAACGGCACGCUCUAUUAAAAAAUCGUCGGGAGGAGGCCGGCAGGAGGCCGGCAUGCUCUCCUCAGAAUGCGCAAGGUCGGGACCAGAAAGUGAAUCCUUCAGGCACCGAUCCACUGACCAGCCGCGCUCUCAAGAGAGUGCUGCUAGUCCUGAUGCUAGAGCUCGGUCCAAUCGCCAGCGUGAUGCUCAGAUGGUCUAUCUAUAUGUUCUUUCUUAUAAUUCCCCUGCAAGGCGUCGGCCCUUCACCAGCUACUAGUCUUCCUCAAUCCUCCACUCCGCCAAUCGCCCAUCUAGCCAUUAUAAAGGCUCUCCUCUCGCCAGAAUUGUACUAA